Molecule: messenger RNA, 4293 nt
Organism: Coregonus clupeaformis (lake whitefish)
Lineage: Eukaryota; Metazoa; Chordata; Actinopteri; Salmoniformes; Salmonidae
Product: coatomer subunit alpha-like
Exons: 28
Coding region: 195-3872 (1225 amino acids)
Biological process (GO): intracellular protein transport; endoplasmic reticulum to Golgi vesicle-mediated transport; retrograde vesicle-mediated transport, Golgi to endoplasmic reticulum
Cellular component (GO): COPI vesicle coat
Molecular function (GO): protein binding; structural molecule activity
Source: RefSeq, a predicted model, not a curated record
GAAAAACAUUGUACCGGUGGACGUGUCAGGAAACAGUCGCGACAAGUAAAUGGGCUAAAGAAGCAGUUGGGAAACAGUUUGCGAAAAAUAACAGUUUUAAAUACGUUUAUUUUAAUUUAAUUUUAAAUAUUUUCAGCGUGAUAUUGUCAUCAUUCAUAUAGCUAGCUAACGUUGGUUAUCACCGCGUUCUUAAGAUGUUGACCAAAUUCGAGACGAAGUCGGCCCGUGUGAAAGGGCUGAGUUUCCACCCUAAGCGGCCCUGGAUCCUUGCUAGUCUUCACAAUGGAGUCAUCCAGCUGUGGGACUAUCGGAUGUGCACACUGAUUGACAAGUUUGAUGAGCAUGAUGGCCCUGUCAGAGGAAUUGAUUUCCACAAGCAGCAGCCUCUGUUUGUGUCUGGAGGCGAUGACUACAAAAUCAAGGUGUGGAACUACAAGCUGCGGCGUUGCCUCUUCACUCUUCUUGGACACCUGGACUACAUCCGCACCACCUUCUUCCAUCAUGAGUAUCCCUGGAUUCUGAGUGCCUCAGAUGACCAGACCAUCCGCAUCUGGAACUGGCAGUCCAGGACAUGCGUCUGUGUCCUGACUGGGCAUAAUCACUAUGUGAUGUGUGCUCAGUUCCACCCCUCUGAGGACCUGGUGGUGUCGGCUAGCCUGGACCAGACUGUGCGCGUGUGGGAUAUCUCUGGUCUGAGGAAGAAGAACCUCUCUCCCAGUGCCGUGGAUACUGAGGUGCGAGGCAUCUCUGGCGUCGAUUUGUUUGGCGCUUCCGAUGCCGUCGUCAAACACGUGCUCGAGGGUCACGACCGUGGGGUCAACUGGGCCGCCUUCCAUCCCAGCAUGCCCCUCAUCGUCUCAGGGGCCGACGACCGGCAGGUCAAGAUCUGGAGGAUGAACGAGUCCAAGGCGUGGGAGCUGGACACCUGCAGGGGCCACUACAACAACGUGUCCUGUGCUGUCUUCCACCCCCGCCAGGAGCUCAUCCUUUCCAACUCUGAGGACAAGAGCAUCCGUGUGUGGGACAUGUCCAAGAGGACUGGCGUCCAGACCUUCCGCAGGGACCACGACCGCUUCUGGGUGCUGGGGGCUCACCCCAACCUAAACCUAUUUGCUGCUGGUCAUGACAGUGGUAUGCUGGUGUUUAAGCUGGAGCGUGAGCGUCCGGCCUAUGCCGUGUACGGCAACAUGCUCUACUAUGUCAAGGAUCGCUUCCUGCGACAGCUCGACUUCAACAGCAGCAAGGACACUGCCGUCAUGCAGCUACGCAGGUGUCUUGGGUCAAAGUUCCCAGUGUUCAGCAUGUCUUACAACCCCGCAGAGAAUGCUGUCCUGCUCUGCACUAGGGCAACUAACCUGGAGAACAGCACCUAUGACUUGUACUCCAUUCCCAAAGAGAGCGACUCUCAGAAUCCAGAUGCUCCUGAGGGGAAGAGGUCCUCUGGUCUAACCGCAGUCUGGGUCGCCAGGAACAGGUUCGCUGUUCUGGACCGCAUGCACUCUCUGCUGAUCAAGAACCUGAAGAAUGAGAUUGUGAAGAAGGUACAGGUGCCCAGCUGUGAGGAGAUCUUCUACGCCGGGACGGGCUCCCUGCUGCUCCGCGACGCAGACGGAGUCACUCUCUUUGACGUGCAGCAGAAACGCUCGCUGGCCACAGUGAAGAUCGCCAAGGUCAAGUAUGUCGUCUGGAGCGCCGACACCAGCCACGUUGCCCUGCUGGCUAAACACGCCAUUAUGAUCUGCAACAGGAAGCUGGAGAGUCUGUGCAGCAUCCACGAGAACAUCCGCGUGAAGAGCGGAGCCUGGGACGAGAGUGGAGUCUUCAUCUACACCACCUCCAACCACAUCAAAUACGCCCUCACCUCAGGUGAUCAUGGUAUCAUCCGGACUCUGGACCUGCCCAUCUACGUGACCCGGGUCAGAGGCAACAGCGUCUAUUGUCUUGACCGUGAGUGCAGACCCCGCGUGCUGAACAUAGACCCAACGGAGUACCGCUUCAAACUGGCUCUGGUCAACCGCAAGUAUGAGGAGGUGCUGCACAUGGUGCGUAAUGCUAAGCUGGUUGGCCAGUCCAUCAUCGCCUACCUGCAGAAGAAGGGCUACCCGGAGGUGGCGCUGCACUUCGUCAAGGAUGAAAAGACCCGCUUCAGUCUGGCUUUGGAGUGUGGCAACAUUGAGGUGGCGUUGGAGGCUGCCAAGGCUCUGGAUGAGAGGGGCUGCUGGGAGCGGCUGGGCGAGGCGGCGCUGCUGCAGGGUCACCACCAGGUCGUGGAGAUGUGCUACCAGAGGACCAAGAACUUCGACAAGCUCACCUUCCUCUACCUCAUCACCGGCAACCUGGCCAAGCUCCGCAAGAUGAUGAAGAUAGCUGAGAUCAGGAAGGACAUGAGUGGACACUACCAGGGUGCUCUGUAUCUGGGGGACGUCAGCGAGAGAGUCCGCAUCCUGAAGAACUGUGGCCAGAAGUCACUGGCAUAUCUGACUGCUGCCACCCACGGGAUGGACGAAGAGGCUGAAGCCCUGAAAGAGACCUUUGACCCAGAGAAGGAAACUGUCCCUGAGGUGGACCCCAAUGCCCAGCUGCUGCAGCCACCUCCUCCCAUCAACCCCCUGGAUACCAACUGGCCCCUGCUCACUGUGUCCAAGGGCUUCUUCGAGGGAGCCAUUGCAGCCAAGGGGAAGGCUGGUCAGAUGGCUGCAGACAUGGAUGUUGAUGCCCCAGGAGGAGAGGGCUGGGGAGAGGAUGCAGAGCUUCAGCUGGACGAGGAUGGUUUCAUGGAUGCCCAGGAUGGAUUAGGGGAGGAAGGAGGUGCCACGAAGGAGGAGGGAGGAGGCUGGGAGGUAGAGGAGGAUCUGGACCUGCCUCCAGAGCUGGAGUUGCCAGCUGGUGCCGGAGUAGGGGCUGAAGAUGGUUUCUUUGUCCCUCCUACCAAGGGCAUGAGCCCCACCCAGCUGUGGUGCAACAACUCCCAGCUCCCUGUGGACCACGUCCUGGCUGGUUCCUUUGAGACCGCCAUGAGAUUGCUCCAUGACCAGGUUGGGGUGGUGCAGUUUGGGCCCUAUAAACAGCUGUUCAUGCAGACUCUAUCCCGCGGGCGGACAUGCUACCUGGGCCUGCCGUCUCUGCCCUGCCUGCGUGGCAACCCGCAGAGGAACUGGAAGGACUGUGGGGCCAAGCAGGGGCUGCCUGCUGUGGGUCUGCGUCUCUCAGACCUCAUUGCCCGCCUGCAGCAGUGCUACCAGCUCACCACUGCCGGCCGCUUUGAGGAGGCCGUUGAACGCUUCCGCGCCAUCCUGCUGUCUGUGCCACUGCUGGUGGUCGACAACAAGCAGGAGAUCGCAGAGGCUCAGCAGCUGAUCACAAUCUGCAGAGAAUACAUUGUUGGCCUCACCAUGGAAACGGAAAGGAAAAAGUUGCCUAAAGACACAUUGGACCAGCAGAAGAGGCUGUGUGAGAUGGCAGCUUACUUCACCCACUGCAGUCUCCAGCCCGUCCACAUGGUCCUUGUCUUACGUACAGCACUAAAUCUAUUCUUUAAACUGAAGAACUUCAAGACAGCUGCCGGUUUUGCCCGUCGUCUGCUUGAACUAGGACCCAAACCAGAGGUGGCACAGCAGACACGCAAGAUCUUGGCAGCAUGCGAAAAGACGCUGACAGAUGCCCACCAGCUGAACUACGACCCCCACAAUCCAUUUGACCUGUGCGCUGCCUCGUACACACCCCUGUACCGUGGACGCCCAGUGGAGAAGUGCCCCCUCUCUGGGGCCUGCUAUUGCCCCCCCUACAAGGGCCAGGUCUGCAGGGUCACACAGGUGACGGAGAUCGGAAAGGAUGUGGUUGGUCUGCGUGUCAGCCCUCUGCAGUUCCGUUAGAGGACGUGAAGAGGACCAGGAAUGGGGAAGAACAAGAUUGAUCCAUUUAGCGAAACACAUCCACACUUUAUUCUAUAUACACAGUUUGUUUCUUACUUGGGUUAGAGAGAACAAAACAUGAUUAAUGAGAGAGAAUGGUUGGUAGGGUGACAUACGAUUUAUUGGUGAGAGAAUGUCAUUUUUAUAAGCCUUUUUAUUUUUCUGACUGUGACUGCCUGCUUUACCUUUCCUGUGAUGCUGUACGUGUGAGUGUUACGUCAUCUCUGCUCCAACAUUUGAGAAUUGUGGUUUUAUUAGAACCCUACUAGACUUAACUGUCAGUCUCGUUCUGACCUGUACGCGCCAUAAAAUUGAUAAUACAAAAUGAGCAUCACUCCUUUGUGUAACUCGUUAAAUAAAAUAAAGCUCAACUACUAAUUUA